Molecule: messenger RNA, 1494 nt
Organism: Aureobasidium musti
Lineage: Eukaryota; Fungi; Ascomycota; Dothideomycetes; Dothideales; Saccotheciaceae
Source: the annotation of a GenBank genome assembly
GUACACAUUUGGAGCUGCUCUGGAGCUAAGCAGCUCCCCCAAUUUGACAUCCCCACCUGCUGCGAAAGAAAGGAACCAGCAGAACGUCAAUCAGCCGUAGAACUACAGGAUUAUAUCCAGCUGGUCCAAAACCAGCAAUCACAGUUUUCGAAUGGCACCACAGCUGCUGCGGCCCAAGCGUCUGGCAAAGUGCCAACCACGACAAUCAAGACACCUAGCGACCUCGAGAUGAGUCGGCCGCCUUCACCUAGUCAAGCUGCUGAGGUGGUACCAAGCUGGAGCUUUCCUUCCAUGAACAAAUACCGUGUUCUCGCGGCUUGCACUGUCUACUUUGGCAAUGGCUUGAAUGAUGCUUCUGCCGGCGCUUUGAUCCCUUAUAUGGAGAAACAAUACCAUAUCGGCUAUGCGAUCGUGUCGUUGAUCUUCAUCACGAAUGCUAUUGGUUUCAUCACUGCUGCCUUCUUCACAGAUCUUACAUUGGAGAAGCUUGGUCGAGCGAAAGCGUGCAUGCUUUCUGAGGCUUUGCUGAUCGUCGGAUACGUGAUCAUGGUUUGCACACCUCCUUUCCCAGUGGUAGUCAUCGCGUACNNCUUUCUUCUUCUAGGGUUGGGUGCAGCUCUGAAUCUUGCGUUGAACAACGUCUUUUGCGCCAACCUUGCGAACUCUACUGUCAUUCUUGGAGCCUCGCAUGGCAGCUAUGGCCUUGGAGGAGUAGUCGGUCCUAUUGUAGCCACCGCGCUUGUGUCGAAAGGAGUCUUAUGGUCGCGGUUCUACACAAUCACACUUGCGCUCCGUGUCAUCUGCUUUUUCUUCACCGGCUGGGCUUUCCACAACUACGAAAAGGAACCCUCGAGCUUGAAGAUGGGCAAUCGCAUACCGCUCCGUGCUGGUGAGAUACAGCCAACCAAGCUGCAGCUGAUGAAGCGGGCUCUCAAUAGCAAGGUCACAGUGUUUGCCGCACUCUUCAUAUUUUCCUACCAAGGAUCAGAAGUCAGCACAUCCGGUUGGGUCAUCUCGUUCCUGAUCGAAGCUCGCGGUGGUGAUCCCAAGAAAGUCGGUUAUGUCACUGCAGGCUUCUGGGGCGGCAUCACCUUGGGCAGAUUUGUGCUGUCUCAUCUUGCUCCACGCAUCGGUGAGAAGCGCUUCGUUUAUAUUCUCACUGUCCUGUCCAUCGCCUUCCAGCUCUUGGUCUGGCUCAUCCCUAACAUUGUAGGCGAGGCCGUUGCUGUGUCGCUUUUGGGCUUGCUACUGGGACCAGUGUACCCGUGUGCCACGACCAUCUUCACACGUUUGAUGGAUAGGGACGUACAGAUGACAGCGCUGAGUUUUGUGUCCAGUGCUGGCAGCAGUGGUGGUGCGGUCGCGCCUUUCCUGACGGGAUUACUGGCGCAGGCUGUUGGUACAUUUGUCUUGCAUCCGAUUUGUAUAGGCUUGUUUGUCAUCAUGGUGGGCUGUUGGUACGGAUUGCCUAACAAGGUCAAGAGGACUGAGUGA